GCGAGAAUGACGGCUUGUGGUACCAUUGUCGAGGGUUCUUUGGAUGUCCGAAGCCAUCGAUAUAUACACCCUUUUCGCUUCGGCUCCAGGUUUUCUGGUUUCUACACUAGUACGUGAGAAGCCUUUCAUACCGUUUUGUUAGAGUUGAGGUCCGACUCGCUACCGAUUUCAAAUCCCCACGGGUUCGCUUUCACGCUUUCCCUCUUUUGGGCUCAUUGUUAGUGCAAGGCCCGUCACACUUACAGAUUUAAAAUCCAUAUUGCUCCAUCCAGGCCCUGCUCCAACUCCAGUGACUGGAUUAAAUGGAGUCAGCUUGAUUUGUGAGCGCCUGCGUACGCAACUGCAUGCCACCGAUCAUCGUCCGUUCCCCGCAUCCGCGCUCGCAUCAACCUGACAUUGGGACCACAAGUACCACCGCGGAACCUCUUUUUAUCUGCUGCCCGGGGGUUUUUCGUGUUCUCUUUGCCAGCUCCUCCCGUCUUCUCUUCUACACGCAUUAUUUUCCAUCGCUCGCUCAAUCCACCUUUACGAGCCGCAACCUACCGGAAAAUGGCCCUACGGCGAGCUGCCCGCGUCAUCCUUGUUGGCGCGCCUGGUGUCGGAAAGGGAACACAGUCGGAACGCCUUCUCCGGCGGUUUCCUCAACUGUCCUCCAUCAGUUCGGGAGAUCUGCUUCGAUACAAUGUCCAGCAACGGACUCCUCUCGGUAUCAAAGUGGAGAGUGUCAUGAAGUCCGGCGGUUUGGUAUCAGAUGACAUUAUCCUCCGCCUCAUUAGCAACGAGCUCACCCAGCGCGGAUGGCUUAAUUCGGCUCACCCUGCCGGCAACGUCCUGACGCUUGCUUCCUCGGCCCUCAGCGCCGAGGGGGCACAUUCUUUCCAAGACGAUGCUGAAGUUGCAGCGUUCCUCUCCUCGCCAGCGCAAGCCCGUGGUUUCAUGCAGUCUCAGCUUUCCAAUGACCCCGCUCAUUCUUUUCUGCUGGACGGUUUCCCGCGCACGGCAACCCAGGCUAAGCGUCUGGAUGAGAUCGUUCCCAUCAACCUGGUCGUUUCCCUUAAGACGCCCGUCGAAGUUAUCCUUGAGCGCAUCUCCGGACGCUGGGUCCACGAACCGUCAGGCCGGGUUUACAACACCACAUUCAACGCACCCAAGGUCCCUGGUAUCGAUGACGUUACCGGCGAGCCCUUGGUCCGCAGGGCGGAUGACGACGAGAAGGUUUAUCUUGCAAGAUACAAGAAGUUCCAGGAAACAGCCGAGCCUCUCCUGGAACAUUAUGCGCGCCAGGGCGUUCUUUGGGAGGUCGAGGGCAUGAGCAGCGACGAGAUCACACCAAAGCUCAUCAGCGAAUUUGAGCGCCACUUCGUUGAGUAGAACGGGCUUUGACCAUGACAUUUGGAACCCCGACAUCGUAUCGGGAAACGAUAAUCGGCUGAGUUGAUGACAAGGGGGUUACUUGGGGCUUGUUAAAUGGCGUUUUGGCAUCGGGUUUGGGUGAUUUAUUGAGAGUCUUUUGGCUUUCAAGCAGGCGUUUUUGGGAGAACGGGUGGAACAUUUGUUUUGUAUACCACAUCAGCGAAGAAGCGACAUGCAGGCGGUUAAGUGUUGCGAACAUGUGGAUGGUCUCUUCAUGUUAUUCACGAAAAAUCAUUGCCGCUCAAAAAAGCGCCAUGAAAAUCGGGACUUCAUCUCCCUUGAAUAAAAUCUCCAGCGACAGCUUCUUGAACCUCAUUUACGACAGCGUCAGGUUCUACUUGCCUCUCGACUUCAACAUCCCGUAAGGAUAGUUUGAAUUGUCUUGUACAGUCAUAUAGGAAUUAGUAAUUGAACUUCCGACAUCGGUAAACACGCA
Messenger RNA from Neurospora crassa OR74A, 1849 nucleotides. Its product is annotated as adenylate kinase. Gene Ontology annotation, biological process: nucleobase-containing compound metabolic process. Gene Ontology annotation, molecular function: AMP kinase activity; ATP binding. Lineage: Eukaryota; Fungi; Ascomycota; Sordariomycetes; Sordariales; Sordariaceae. Gene Ontology annotation, cellular component: cytoplasm; mitochondrion. The transcript has 2 exons. The coding region runs from base 550 to 1371 and encodes 273 amino acids. The record is from RefSeq and is a predicted model, not a curated record.